Messenger RNA from Syngnathus acus (greater pipefish), 5214 nucleotides. It is a transcript of the gene znf148, whose product is annotated as zinc finger protein 148. Gene Ontology annotation, biological process: regulation of transcription by RNA polymerase II. The record is from RefSeq and is a predicted model, not a curated record. NCBI's taxonomy places the organism in Eukaryota, Metazoa, Chordata, Actinopteri, Syngnathiformes, Syngnathidae. Gene Ontology annotation, molecular function: DNA-binding transcription factor activity, RNA polymerase II-specific; RNA polymerase II cis-regulatory region sequence-specific DNA binding. The coding region runs from base 150 to 2540 and encodes 796 amino acids. The transcript is spliced from 7 exons.
CCUGGUGGCGACAAAUCCAUAUUUUCAGGUGUUCGUGAAACGUGAGAUAUCUGAUUAUUCCGCACACGGAGUACACUUGAGUGCUGCAAGGCAAUCAUGACAGCUACUCGGGCUUAAAGGGCGAGUUGCAGUAAGCUACUCUAUGUAAGAUGAACACUGAGGACAAGUUGGAGGGCAUGCUGUUUAAGUGCAGCAGUAGCGGGAUAGACGGCGGCGGCAGAGUCGGGCUGGUGAUGACGCUCGGGGAACGAUCUCUGGCAGACCACCCCUUGUUGGCGGAAGAUGAUGACGACGAGGAUGAGGAUGAAAACUUGACCGUGAGCUCCCUGGUGACUCACGACCUGGUACCUCCCGAGCAGCUGAUGAUGCAGGAAAUGUCCAAGAAUAGUGGAGGAGAUGAUGAAGAUGGAGGAGGAGAGGUGGGGGUGCACUUCCCCUUGAAGCUCACCCAUAAGUUGCCCUGCUUACCUCUGAGCAUUAAGCAAGAAUUAAAAUUGACUGAGCACCCACUACAGAUGAAGAAGGACAAAAAAGUAGUCAAGGACCUGGUUGUGUGUCCCAAGAAGAAGAAAAGGAAACAGCGUUCACCAGCAAAGAUUCUUAGCAUUAAUGAGGACGGUUCAUUUGGCAUCCAAAGCCCCAAGUGCCAUGUUUGUAAUCAUUGUAAUGCAGCGUUCAGAACCAACUACCAUCUACAGAGGCAUGUCUUCAUUCACACAGGCGAGAAACCCUUUCAGUGUAGCCAGUGUGACAUGCGCUUCAUUCAGAAAUACCUUCUCCAGAGACAUGAAAAAAUCCACACCGGCGAGAAGCCUUUCCGCUGCGAUGAGUGCGGUAUGAAGUUCAUCCAGAAGUAUCACAUGGAGAGACACAAACGGACACACAGCGGGGAGAAGCCUUACCAAUGCGACUACUGUCACCAGUACUUCUCCAGAACCGACCGUGUUUUAAAGCACAGAAGAAUGUGCCACGAAAACCGAGAACGAAAGAGCAACAAGGCUGCCAAUAAAAGUGGAUCGCUGCACGAAGCGGAUGCCUUGAGCUCCUUUCUCACCAAAGAGUGCGCCUUACCCAAGAAGAAGCGACAAAAGUGCGCCGAAAACAAAUCCGACAGUUCCUGCUCGUCCACCAGUGGACAAGCGGAAGAUCUCACGGCAACCGUUAAAGAAACUGAAGUGAAAGAGGAGGAGAGACUCACUAAAAGUGAAGCUCUGCCUCUUUUUGCCGUGUCCUCCAAAGUCAAACACGAGUAUGUGAUCGGGGAAUACUCAGUGGAGCUUCCGGAAGAAACCACCAGCCAACAUCGAGAGCAAGACUUAUCCCCCGAGGAGGCAUCGACCCCUAAACUAGUCUUGAAGAAGGUCUCCAAGAGGAGAUUCAAACAGUCUGGCGAACAAGCUCCUUGCUUGGCCACUCUGUCCUCAUUUGAGGAAAACAAUAAAGUCACACAUUAUACCUUUGAAAUCGUGGACAAGCAAAGCCUUUUAGAUGAAGUGACCACCACGGAAGCGGUGGAAACUCCGACAAAGCCUGCAGCCAGCAGCACAAACUACGACGAUGCCAUGCAGUUCCUCAAGAAGAAACGCUACCUUCACGCGGCCAACAGCACUCGCGAUUACGGCCUGAACGCGAGCGGCAUCUCCUCUCAGCCCACCGUUACCCAAACGGCGGUGUCGGCGGUCAUCGACGAAACGGUCCCCGCCACCAUUCUGGAACCUCAGCCCAUUAACACAGAGAUUAAGUCUAUUCAUGAUAGGAACGUGCUGCCCGAUGAGGUUCUUCAGACUCUGUUGGACCACUACUCCAACAAAGCCAAUGGCCAGUCGGAAAUUUCCUUCAGCGUGGCCGAUACCGAGGUGACCUCAAGCAUAUCUAUUAAUUCCUCAGACGUUUCGGACGGCAGCCCCGCUGAGAGCCUCGGCGUCGCCAGCGCUCAGACUCAGCCAUCGAGCGAGAAGGCCAGCCUCUUGCAAGAAUAUUCCAAAUUUCUCCAGCAGGCGUUGGAGAGGACCAGUCAGAACGACAGCUACCUGACGAGCCAGAGCCUCAGCUUGGUGACGGAAAACCCAACCUUAGCCGGGCAGCCGCUGUUCUCCACCGAGAAACAGUUUCCGUCGCCUAGUAGGUUCAAAUCGGGGACCAGUUCCCCGUUGAGAUCCACCAUGGAGAAACCUCACUUUGGACUUCUGGUGGGGGACUCUCAGCACUCAUUUUCAUUUUCGGGCGAUGAAACUACUCCCCCUUCCACGGUGUCCCCCUCUGAUGAGGACUUCCUGGAACAGGUGUCACCUCCCAAAAAGACGGACUCCUCCCCAGCAACACUGCAGACCUUUCAGAUUAGCGCUUUCGAUCCAAACUUCAAGUCUCAUUUCCAGACCUCGAGAUCUGGUACCUCGUCACAGUUCACAGGCGCCAACGGACAAGUAAGUCUGCGAUCGCACGGCACAGACUUCUCCGAGUUUCCUUUAGUGAGAGUCACUGAGAGCAGGUCCCAAUUGAACUCCUCCCCAGACGUUUCAUCAAGCGAAACUUUUGGUUGAAGAAAAGUGUGGUGCGAUCACGACAUUAAUAAUUUCUGCAGCACUUUAUCCCAUUUCACCUGCUUUGCCAAAGCACAUCUCAUUGCAUUUAUAUUCUUUCUUUAGGCCUUUUGGUAAAAAAAAAAAAAAAAUAGACAAAAAAUAUUUUAAUGUGGUAAUUGAGCUCUUGUCAUCCUGGUAAUUGUGAUAAAAUUGGCAGUGCCGCUUUAAAAAUGUUUUAAUUUGCAUUGAGAGAUUACAUUGAUAAAUACAGAAGUACGGACCGGCAGAUGUGGAGUAAAAGUAUUUUGACUGGAAAAUACGUUCGAACAUAGUACUUGCGAUUUUAUUCACACAUUUGUUGAUAAAAUUGCCAGCGCCCUUUUAAAAAAUGUCAUAAUUUGCAUUGAGAGAUUAGGUGAUAAAUACAGAAGCAUGGACCUGCCGAUGAGGAGUAAAAGUAUUUUGACUGAAUUCAUUUGUGAAAACAUUUGAACGUAUUUAAGUACAUUUAAACUUAUUUGCAAAUAUGUUUGAACGUACUGGUACUUAUAGGCUAAAUGCUACAUGUAGCAUUUUUAACAUUAUACCACAAGGUGGUAUUGUGACGUAAAAAUAAAUUAAAAAAACUUUUUUUGUUUAGUAUUUAGUACAUUUGAAAAUUAAGUAAACAUGAUUUAUUUGUAAUGUUAUGUUUUAUUUUAUCUGCAUUUGUUUGUAGCAUUCAGAUUAAGUAUUUGUCAAUCAAAAUAUUUUUACUCGACAGUUGCUACUCCACGCUGCUGUAGAUCAAAAACCUUAAUAAGACAGUUAAAAAAAAAAUGCCAUAUUGGUAUACAUAUUUAUGUUUUUGUCACUUUUGCUUGCACACACACCAGUUUUGGUUUUUGCUGUUGGCUACCUCCCCUAGUUGAUCAUUGAUCAAAAAAGUGAAGAUAAAAAAAAAAAAAAAAACUUUUUUUUUUUUUUUAAAUCCAGCUGUACAACUGCUCACUUGUUGCCUCCUGAGACGACACCAUCACUAUAAUACUGUCACCGAUGUUGCCACUUGAAUCUUGUUGCAUUUUUUGGGGGGCAAGUGAAAACACAAGCCCACCCACAAAAAUUAGAUGUGCCCACAUUUCCCUAGAAGAAACUUGUAGUGAAAUGACUUAAUAGGAUUGUGCUGGACGUCUGCACAAUUUUGCACAUUUUUCACUACAGAAAGAAUGUAGUACUUUGUAUCACGGUGUGGAAAAAUCCUGUACUAAUUGAAAACAUUUUUUUGCAUUAAAUCUUUGAAACGAAGACGAUUCGUCUGUUUGGGGAAACAACCAUGUGAUGGAAGCGCCCCCCUAUGACAAAUUAUAGAAAUAAAGAAUAGUGAUGUUAUAACAUACAAAAAUCUUUUUAGAGCAGACUUUUCCGAAACUAUAUGCUUUUAAAUUUAAUGUUUGAGUGACAGCCCCACCCCCACCCCCCACCCCCGUCAAAUCACUGCUGAGGGGUUUCAAAGUGAUGCUUAAGGUGCUAUUGUGUUAAACACUGACCUUUUAGGCCAUCACAAUAAGUUCCAUUGACAAUCAGGGACAUGCGGCACCAAUAAUCAUCAAAUAAUGUAUUUUUUCCCUUUUACAUUCCCUUUUUAUAUAUGUAAAUCCUGUAAAUAUAGUGUAUAUUUUUGAGUUUCGCUGAGUACCCUUAUAGCUGUGUGUCGCUUGUGCAAAACUAUUGUUUCUCUCUAGAAGCAUAAGAUUUUUUUUUUUUUUUUGCCACAUUGAGUAGAUUUGACAAUAAAUCAGUUUCCUUAUAAGAUUUGUAUAUAAAGGAUGUAAUCAGUGAUAUUGAAGAAAGUCUUUUCUGUAUAGUGUGUUGGUGACAGGUUAAGGUGAAUUUAGAUGGUUAUGCUUGUAAUUUAAUGCAGUGGAUCGGACAUCUCGAUGACUUUUCUUGAACCCCCUCCCCCAUAAAAGACACGUCACUAAAAUCUGCUUGAAAUUUUCCGGUUGUAAAUGGCCUUUGUAAAUCACUUUUAAGCACAAUGAUGACCUGAAUAAUUCUUGUACUUGCAAAAAAAAAAAAAAAAAAAAGAUGAAUCGACUUGAAUCGUUUAUGGAUGAUUUUGAGUUCAAUUAAGCAAAUAAAAAUGUGGUUGAGUUUUAUGAGUUAAAAUGGCAGCACUGUGUUUUUGUUUUUUGUUUUUUCUUCCCCCCUCCCAAUUUUUGGCCAUAAGUGUCCUUGUAUAAGCUAGUGAAAAUUACCAGUUCUGUAUGGAAAAACAUCUGGGUUAUGUCUUUCUAACUGAAAAAAAUAUAUAUAAAUAUAUAUAUAUAUAUACAGUAUACUAUUUUUGAACCAUGAAAUUUAAGGCACUGAUAUGUAUGGUACAUCAUAAGCACUCACUAUACCCUCAGUCGUCUCUGUAAAAGUGGUUUGUGUCAUCUUAUUUCAAUGUGAAUCUCAGCCUGACAUCUUCUCAUAACUUCACUGUGGGAAGGAGUCAAUGAAAAAGGUUUAUCUGCAUGGUCACAAAGUUGGAGCAAGCGAACCCGUUUGACGAAUGGCGUGAGGCUUUAAAUGUAGCGGAUUAAUUUCAAUUGAGUAAACCCAUAUUGUUAGAAUUCUGCAAUAUAUGAUGAUUUGUAAACAAUCUGAUUCAGUUGUUCUCUUGAUUGUUGUGUCAUGUCCACAUGAAUAAAAUGUUUCCCAAAAAAUA